AUGGCCGUUUCUCGAUCCGCUCUGCUCCUCCUCGCGCUCGUGGGCUUGGCCGUUGUCUGCUCGGCUCAAUCACCCGCGCCCAAAACAACAACUCCACCCAAGACAACUCCCGGGAAGACCGGGGGAGCGCCGGCCGGACCGCCCGCGCCGUUGACGCCGUUCGACGAGGCCAUCCAGAAGCUCAACAAGUCGGGAUUCACCAGCUUCGUCUCCCUCGUCACCGCCUACGGCAAGAUGAAGGAGGUGAAGGCGGCUCUCUCGAAGCCUCUCACCAUGCUGGUGCCGUCGAACGCGGCGAUCGGCAAGCUGCAGAUCACCAAGUACAAAUCCACGGAGCUGAUGGUGGUCGUCGGAUUCUCCGCCUUCAAGAAGGUGAUUCCCUCCGAUGCGCUCCAGACCCUGCCCGUGGGGAGCAACAUCACGACGCUCGCGAGCACCAAGGCCGGCAAGCCCAUGACGCUGCAGAAGCUGGCGAACAACAAGAAGGGGCAGGUGGUGCUGCAGGGGAAGAAGGGCAGCACGAUGGCGAUCACCAAGCUCAACUUCUACCUCAAGCCCGGCAAGCUCGUGGUUCACACCACCGAUGCCGUCGCGUUCCCCACCACGCUCCAGGGCAACGUCCUGUAA
Molecule: messenger RNA, 627 nt
Organism: Closterium sp. Naga37s-1
Lineage: Eukaryota; Viridiplantae; Streptophyta; Zygnematophyceae; Desmidiales; Closteriaceae
Source: the annotation of a GenBank genome assembly